This is a messenger RNA of Hibiscus syriacus, 912 nucleotides long. Its product is annotated as 6,7-dimethyl-8-ribityllumazine synthase, chloroplastic-like. Gene Ontology annotation, cellular component: riboflavin synthase complex; intracellular anatomical structure. Gene Ontology annotation, biological process: riboflavin biosynthetic process. The record is from RefSeq and is a predicted model, not a curated record. Gene Ontology annotation, molecular function: 6,7-dimethyl-8-ribityllumazine synthase activity. The coding region runs from base 87 to 770 and encodes 227 amino acids. The transcript has 8 exons. Lineage: Eukaryota; Viridiplantae; Streptophyta; Magnoliopsida; Malvales; Malvaceae.
CUAAAAGCAGAGGAGGCGCAGGGCAGCAAUCCAAACAAAACCAGAUCAAGCAUUGCAGAAGAGUACAGAAAGCAAAGAGAAAGGAAAUGGCUUUAAAUGGAUUUGGACGUUUAAAGAUUCAAGAGCGUCUCUUAAGUGGAACAGUUUGCGCUGCGUUCCCCAGUCCCAGGAAUCCACCCUCUGCCGCCGCCGCCAUCUCCCCCCACAAGUCAACCUCUCUGUCCUUUUCCUCCUCCUUCCAAUUCCAAGGAUUUGUGGUGGAUAGGAAGCAGAGCUCCUCCUCUGUACAAAUUGCGGCAGUCCGCCAUUUGGAGGGAUCCGUGACCAAAACUCAAGGCCUUCGCUUUGCUGUGGUUGUCGCCCGUUUCAAUGAGAUUGUGACAAAGCGGCUCUUGGAGGGAGCUCUGGAAACUUUCCACAAGUAUUCUGUUAAUGAAGAAGACAUUGAUGUUGUCUGGGUCCCGGGUAGUUUUGAAAUUGGUGUUGUUGCGGAAAGGCUGGGCAAGUCUCGAAAGUAUCAUGCAGUUUUAUGCAUUGGGGCUGUGGUAGGAGGAGAUACUUCUCACUAUGAUGCGGUCGUUAAUUCUGCAACAUCUGGGGUACUAUCAGCUGGCUUAAACUCAGGUGUUCCUUGCAUCUUUGGUGUUUUGACUUGUGAUGACAUGGACCAGGCAUUAAAUCGAGCUGGUGGUAAAUCGGGGAACAAAGGUGCUGAGUGUGCUUUGACUGCGAUUGAGAUGGCUUCCUUGUUCGAGCACCAUCUUAAGUAGUGGCAUCGUUAUGCAUUACAUGAUGGGGAGCUCGAUUCAGUUUGACGCACCCCCAUGUGUUCCUGGUAUUUUCUUUUCUUUUCUCGUCAGUUGAGUUUUUUUGUGCUGUUGCUGAAGGAUCAUUGUAUGUGAAGACUUAUGG